UGGUAACGCAAUCAGUUUUGUGUUUUGACUUUUGGUAUAUUAAAUAUUUAAUUAAUUACUUUACAUUUCAGAAAGAAAGAUUUUCAUCGGUUUAACUGCCACAAGAUUUUAAAAAUGCAUAUAAAGCAGGUAAUUAUUCAAGGCUUUAAAAGUUACCGGGAGCAAAUAGUAGUGGAACCAUUUGAUAAACGUCAUAAUGUUGUUGUUGGACGAAAUGGAUCUGGGAAAAGUAACUUCUUUCAUGCUAUUCAGUUUGUGUUAAGUGAUGAAUUCUCACAUCUCCGUCCAGAACAGAGGCUGGGACUGCUUCAUGAGGGUACUGGACCCAGAGUUAUAUCCGCCUUUGUUGAGAUUAUAUUUGACAAUUCAGAUAACAGAAUACCAAUUGAGAAGGAUGAAAUUUUCUUGAGACGAGUUAUAGGAUCGAAAAAAGAUCAAUUUUUCUUGAACAAAAAGGUUGUACCACGCUCAGAGGUACUGAACCUACUGGAAAGUGCAGGAUUAUCAAAUUCAAAUCCGUAUUAUAUUGUGAAACAAGGAAAGAUCAACCAAAUGGCAAUUGCUCCAGACUCUCAGAGACUUAAACUAUUGAGAGAAGUUGCUGGUACAAGAGUUUAUGAUGAAAGACGGGAAGAGUCUGUGACUAUUCUAAAGGAAACUGUUGGAAAGGUUGAGAAAAUAAAUGAAUACCUGCAAACAAUUGAAGAAAGACUAAAGACGCUGGAAGAAGAAAAAGAGGAGUUGAAAGAAUACCAAAAAUGGGACAAAUCUCGACGUGUUUUGGAGUUCAUUGUACAUGACACAGAACAUCGGGAGAAUAAGAGAAAACUGGAAGAAUUGCAAAAGGUUCGUGCAAACAGUGGUAAGGAACAACAGCAGUAUGCAGACCUUGUGAGGGAAGCCCAGGAACAUGUGCGGGAGUCUAACAAAAAAUUGAAAGAUGCGAGGAAAGAUGUGGGGGCAGCCAAGGAAGAAAAAGACAUAUUGUCAACGGAGCUUCAACAACUGUUGAGGGAGAAAACUAAACUGGAGUUGGGUAUCAAAGAUCUCACUGACGAUGUUGAUGGUGACAACAAAUCCAAGGAAAGAGCUGAAGCCGAGUUAGAGCGGUUAAGACAACAAAUAUCAGAAAAAGAGAGAGAGCUAGAAGAGUUGAAGCCAAAAUACGAAGAAAUGAAAGCAAGAGAGGAGGAAUGUACUCGAGCCCUGGCAUUGAACCAGCAGAAGCGACAGGAGCUGUAUGCUAAGCAGGGCCGGGGCACGCAGUUCACAUCCAAACAGGACAGGGACAAGUGGAUUGAGAAGGAACUUAAAUCAUUGAACAAACAGAUAAAAGACAAGAAGGACCAUGAGACUAAGCUUCGCGAUGACUUGCGGCGUGAUGCUACCAAACUAACAGAGUUGGAGAAGCGAAUAGAGGAGCUCACAAAGGAGAUGGAACGGCAGAGAGUGGCCAUUGACGAGCACAACAAGCAGUACUACGAGUGCAAGAAGAGAAAGGAUCAGGAGCAGUGCACCAGAAAUGAGCUGUGGCGUAAAGAGACUACUCUUACACAAAACCUGUCUUCGCUUAAAGAAGACCUAGCAAAGGCUGAUCAAGCACUAAGAUCUAUGGCAGGAAAGCCCAUUCUGAACGGUCGGGACAGUGUUCGCAAGGUGUUGGAAACAUUCCAAGAACGUGGAGGAGAGUGGGCCAAAAUCGCCGAUCAGUACUUCGGGCCCGUCAUAGAGAACUUUACCUGUGACAAGACUAUAUACACUGCAGUCGAGGUGACGGCAGGCAACAGAUUGUUCCACCACAUAGUGGAGUCAGACACUGUUGGGACAAAGAUUCUAAAGGAGAUGAACCGACAGAAUCUCCCCGGGGAAGUUACCUUCAUGCCGCUUAACAGGCUGCAAGUACGGGACAUGAACUACCCGAAUGACAAUAAUGCUAUUGCUAUGGUGCAUAAGCUGAAAUACGAUCCAAAGUACGCGAAAGCGAUGAAGUACAUCUUCGGCAAGACCCUGAUAUGCCGGAACUUGGAAUGCGCUACCGAGCUGGGCAAGCAGUAUCAUCUAGAUUGCGUGACGUUGGAGGGUGACCAGGUUUCGUCCAAGGGUUCUCUAACUGGUGGUUACUUCAACCAAUCGCGGUCUCGUCUGGAGAUGCAGAAGACCAGGUCGGAGCUGAUGGAGCAAAUUACCACGCUCGAGGAGGAGCUCAACCAGCUACGACAAGAGUUGAACAAGACUGAGACCAGCAUCAACUCUAUUGUCUCUGAGAUGCAGAGAACUGAAACAAAGCAGGGUAAAGCCAAGGACAUCUUCGACAAGGUGAAGGCAGACAUCCGCCUGAUGAAGGAAGAGUUAUCUUCUAUAGAACGUUUCCGCGGCCCCAAGGAGCGCUCCCUAGCGCAGUGUCACUCCAGUCUGGAAGCUAUGCAAGCCACGAAGGAGGGACUCGAAUCUGAACUACAUCAGGAGCUAAUGGAGCAACUAUCGACCGCGGACCAAGGGAAGGUCGACGAGCUUAACGACGCUAUACGGCGCCUCACGCAGGAGAACAAGGAGGCCUUCAGCCAGAGAAUGAACCUCGAAGCCACCAAGAAUAAGCUGGAGAACUUGCUCACCAACAACUUGAUACGCCGUAAAGACGAACUGGUCCAAGCGCUGCAAGAGAUAUCGGUGGAGGAUCGCAAGCGACGGCUACAGAACAGCAAGUCGGACCUGAUCGCGGCGGAGAAGCGCAUCAAGCAGAUCAACAAGGACCUGGAGGAGGUCGACAAGAAGGUGCUGGCGGCCGUCAAGAACGAGAAGGCACUCAAGAUUGAGCUGGAGAAGUGGAGAAACAAGGAAAAAGAAGUGCAAGAUAAAAUGGAAGAAGACACAAGAGACCUCGAGAAGUUGGCUUCCAAGGAAGUGUUUCUUCAGGAGAAAAUUCAAGAGUCCCUGGAUAAGAUAGCUGCCCUGGGCACACUCCCCAACGCGCCCGAGCUGCACACCAAAUAUGAGAAAAUGUCGCUCAAGCAGUUAUUCAAAGAACUGGAGAAGGCGAAUCAACACCUGAAGAAGUAUAACCAUGUCAACAAGAAAGCCCUGGAUCAGUUUAUCAGCUUCUCCGAGCAGAAGGAGAAAUUGUACAAGAGAAAAGAGGAGUUGGAUAUUGGCGGCGAGAAAAUCCGUGAGCUGAUAGAGGUGCUCGAGCACCGCAAGCUGGAGGCCAUUCAGUUCACGUUCAAGCAGGUCAGCAAGAACUUCACGGACGUGUUCAAGAAGCUGGCGCCGCAGGGCCGCGGGUCUCUCAUCAUGCGAGUGGCAGACGAACUGGAUGUCAACCCCGACCGAGCGAACGCGGAGCAGUUCUGCGGCGUGGGCAUCCGGGUGUCGUUCACGGGCGGCGAGGGAGACAUGCGAGAGAUGAACCAGCUCUCGGGCGGACAGAAGUCGCUGGUCGCGCUCGCUCUCAUCUUCGCGAUCCAGAAGUGCGACCCCGCGCCCUUCUACCUCUUCGACGAGAUCGACCAGGCGCUAGACGCGCAGCACCGCAAGGCGAUCGCUAACAUGAUCCACGAGCUGUCGAGCAGCGCGCAGUUCAUCACGACCACGUUCCGGCCCGAGCUGCUGGAGCACGCGCACAAGUUCUACGGAGUCAAGUUCCGCAACAAAGUGUCGCACGUGGAGUGUGUCUCGCAGGCGGAGGCGAGGGACUUCGUGGAGGACAGCGCUACGCACGCAUAAACUAUAUGUUGGUUAUAUGUGCAGGGGCAUGCAGCGGUAGGCGCUAAAUUAUUUAUAGAAUAACGGAACCAUAUUAAACUAAAAAAACAUUAACACUAGUGCUAUAUUUAUUAAGGUUCUUAACGAGGUAGGCACUGCCUAAUUGCUUAUAUUAUGGUAUGCACGCCCCUGUAUAUAUUUUUGUUAUUUCCUUUCGGAUUUUCAAGCAUAGCUGUUCUAUUUGAAGGUCAAAUACAUAUGAUUCAAAUAGCACCGGUUAAUUUUUUUUUAUGACAAUAAGAGAAGAGACGAGCAGGACGUUCAGCUGAUGGUUAUUGAUACGCCCUCCCCAUUUUAAUGCUGUGCCGCUCAGGAUUCUUGAAAAUCCCAAAAAUUCUGAGUGACACUACAAUUGCGCUCGUCUACUUGAGAUAUAAGAUAUUAAGUGUCGUUUGCGGAGUAAUCUCACUAGAUACGGCAACCUUCAGACCGAAACACAAUAAUGCUUCACAGCCUUCCACUGGUAAAUUAUUGAAUAUUGAGAAUUAUUUAAUAGGAAGCCAACUUUUGUACGAUUUGAGUUUUUAUAAAUGCGUAAUUUAUUUUGUUACACUUUGUAGAUAACAAUUAAAAUGAAACAGAAAUACCAAUUAUUAUGAACCCAGUUCUAGAUUAUUUCGUGGAAGACACGUCUACAACUCCUUUCACGGGAUGCCGGCUUAUUAUGAGUACAACAACGAAGCCUAUUUCUGCCGUGAAGAAGUAAUGUGUAAGCAUUACUAUGUUUCGGUCUGUAUAUUGUCCGUAGCUAGUAAAAUUACUGGGCAAAUGAGACUUAACAUCUUACGUCUCAAGGUAACGAGCGCAGUUGUAGUGCCGCACAGAAUUUUUGGGAUUUUCAAGAAUCCUGAGCGGCACAGCAUUAAAAUGGGCAGGGCGUAUCAAUUACCAUCAGCUGAACGUCCUGCUCGUCUCGUUACUUAUUUCUUCUCGUUAAGUAAAAACCACCAACCUUCAUCGGCCUCUAUGUAAUGAUAAUGACACGCCAACUUAACGUACGUACGAAUAUGACAUCAAUGUAUUGUAGUUCAUUUGGCGUCGUGUAUUGUUGAUUCACUAUCCUUUCUUAAAAUUUGAACCCUAACCCACCGAAAAAAGGCAUUUCUUUUUAAAUUCUACCUAAAUACUUGGCACUUAUGUUCACGUGAAUUUUGUCUAAUGUUUCGUCUUGUUUUAUUUAUAAAUUCCUCACUGCUAGUCGAACAAAGGUGUUAUAUCGCCAUGUGGCGUCAAUCUGGCCUUAGAAGCACGGCGUGUUUAACAUCACAGUUGAAUUGUAUGUAAAACUAAUAUUAUGUGGUGUUUUUCGUAGUGUUAAAUUUAUUAAUAUAAAUAAAAGCCUUUAAUUUUCUCAAAAUUUAUUCCUUUAGAAUUAUUUUUGAUCUUUUUUAUCUCUAAUAUUUUGUUAAUCAUUAUUAUAGGUUACGUUUGGUUGAUUGAGCUGGAUGUGAUGUCGUUUUAGUUUAGUUAAGUGAUAUAAAGUAUUUAAGUUUGAAUGUAUCUAUAAUAUUUGUUUAAUUAUAUCGACGUGUAAGUAGACAAUAAAGAUUCUUAUUUAGCAAA
Molecule: messenger RNA, 5322 nt
Organism: Leptidea sinapis
Lineage: Eukaryota; Metazoa; Arthropoda; Insecta; Lepidoptera; Pieridae
Gene: SMC3
Product: structural maintenance of chromosomes protein 3-like
Exons: 23
Coding region: 115-3720 (1201 amino acids)
Biological process (GO): mitotic sister chromatid cohesion
Cellular component (GO): chromosome
Molecular function (GO): cohesin loader activity; protein binding; ATP binding
Source: RefSeq, a predicted model, not a curated record